Trichoderma breve is the source of this 1287-nucleotide messenger RNA. Its product is annotated as FAD binding domain-containing protein. Gene Ontology annotation, molecular function: monooxygenase activity; FAD binding. The transcript has 5 exons. The record is from RefSeq and is a predicted model, not a curated record. The coding region runs from base 1 to 1287 and encodes 428 amino acids. Lineage: Eukaryota; Fungi; Ascomycota; Sordariomycetes; Hypocreales; Hypocreaceae.
AUGUCUACAGCACCACUUCAUGUUGGUAUCAUUGGCGGUGGAAUCGGAGGCUUAGCAGCAGCUAUUGCCAUAGCAAGAUCCGGCGCAAAAGUUACCCUCCUGGAGGCGGCGAAGGAAUUGGGAGAGAUUGGGGCAGGUAUACAGAUGUAUCCAAACAUUUCGCGCUUCCUCAUCCGAUGGGGUGUCAGUGAUAUACUAGGCAGCCAGCUUGUUACUCAUAAGUACUGUAACACUUGGUUUGGCUCAGAGCUUGUUGCUCACUCUGACCCUCAAUGGAUGGUGAAGGCCACUGGUUUCCCAUGGUGGGUCGUGCGCCGAGACCAUUUGCUCAGUGCUCUCAAAGAAUCUGCGGAGAAACACGGCGCGGAAGUUAUCAUUGCGACUAGGAUCGUUGAAAUUGAUGACGGCGGCAAAGGAGUUGCUGUAACCUCAGAAGAUGGACGAAAAUUCUCCUUUGACUUUGUCGUAGGGGCUGAUGGGAUAUUUGAGGCUGUCCCGGAGGCACGCACUUAUCUCCAUGAUUCAAUGGACAUAUGGGCCGGUCCGAAUGGCUAUAUUCUGACAUACCCCAUUGCCGGUGGCAAAGAGAUGAAUCUUGUUACCUCAUUCUGCAAAGAGGAAUACGUGACUCGAAUGGAAGAUGUCGAUAUCGACGAGUUUCGAGGAUAUUACAAAGAUUUCCAUCCCGUUAUUCGCAAAAUUAUCGACAUAGCCGCCUAUACGAAGCGAUGGCCUCUGCUGCAGAUGCCUCGUAUGAAAACUUGGUCAAACGAAAAGAAGAAUCUCGUACUUCUCGGAGAUGCUGCGCAUUGCAUGCAGAAUCAUAUGGGGCAAGGAGCUGCGACAGCCAUUGAAGAUUCGGCGUGUCUCGGACGUCUAUUGAAUGAAGUCGUUCGCGGUGUCCUUACACUGCCCGAGGCUGUUGAUCUCCAGAGAGGCGACCGCAGCAAGGCAACGACUGCAGAGGUUAAAGCCUAUGAUUCCAACGGCAGCGUUGUGACGCCUAUGCCGCCAGCAUAUCGUUCUUGGGAACUAGCCUUCAACCCCUAUACAGUGCCAGGAGUCUAUUUUCACGAUGCUGAAGGAGAAGCGGACAAUGCCGUUUGCGAUUACCUCCAGGAAAAGGGGGAAGUAGAUGAGUAUAGUUCCUUGGCUAAGGGAUUAAGUGACAAGUGGUGGGGAUACGUGCAUAAUAAUGGGAUCGAUCUCUACAUUCCCGUUAAUGAACACAAUGGGUCUAGGGAGCUUGACGAAGAAGACUACAAAAGGUAUGGCAGAGGCUUGUAA